Molecule: messenger RNA, 1140 nt
Organism: Aspergillus versicolor CBS 583.65
Lineage: Eukaryota; Fungi; Ascomycota; Eurotiomycetes; Eurotiales; Aspergillaceae
Product: Zn(II)2Cys6 transcription factor domain-containing protein
Exons: 1
Coding region: 1-1140 (379 amino acids)
Biological process (GO): regulation of DNA-templated transcription
Molecular function (GO): zinc ion binding; DNA-binding transcription factor activity, RNA polymerase II-specific
Source: RefSeq, a predicted model, not a curated record
AUGUCUCUGAGACGCAAGGCCUGUAAUGCCUGCUAUAAGGGCCGUCGCAAAUGCAACUUGGCCUAUCCUACUUGCGAUACAUGUCAAAGGACGAAGAAGACCUGCCAAUAUGCCUAUCCGCCGAUUAGCCCGCCUAGAAGCGACAACCAUUCAACAGCGUCCGACAGCUCUAUAGCUCAGCUAGCCAUCCAUGACGACACUUUGGAAUCCUUGCUGAGCAUAAUCAAUGACUCUGAUAUGGGCUUUAUGGAAACUGGCGAUAUCUCCGGCCUGCUCGAGCCAUCCACACCAUUUCCUGAUCCAGGAUUGGCGUCGAACCUGAUGAUCCCAGAGCCUCCGAGCCUACUGGAAACUACAGCGAGGUUCGUGGGCUCGCUUGGAGAGGUUCAGCCUAUUCAAGGCAGCACUCAGUCAUGGCAAUGGGUGAUUGACGAGCUAAAACACGUCCUCCCAGAACUCGCCCAGCAGGGACAAACAAUCUUCAUUCACCGAGAUUUAUACCGCAAAUCUAUGCCCCAGGCUAUCCGGACGUCUUUGGGUGUUUCUUCCAUGUCUUGCAUGCUAUCCGACACGAAUAGGGAGAUGUUAUUCCGCAUCAUAGAUGCUGAGGUUCUCGGGUUGCUGCAGCCGAAGGACCCGACUAGCCUACUCGAUGACCUUGCCAUAUUGCAGGCGUUGAUUAUCUAUCAAACAGUCCGAUUCUUCCACGGCGACAUCACUCAACGAAUGGUGGCCGAGCAACAGCAAGAUAUCUUGAUGACAUCCGCGCUGAAACUGGUUGUCCGUUCACAGUCCGAGCCCCCUAACACCCGGUACAGCUGGAUCAUCGCAGAGUCUAUUCGCAGGACAGCGAUCAUCGUCUAUAUGCUCUACGGUGUUAAUUCAAUCUUCCGAGACGGUGUUUGCAUCGGAUUGCAUACAUUAGCGAAACUGCCACUGUCAACAACCCUCACUGACUGGGACUCCACGAGUGACCAGAGUACUACAGCCUUCGGUAGCAUAAUAACAUACGAGAAUUUCCUUGCCCGUUGGCUUGUUUCUACACCAAGAAGCCUAGACCGGUUUGAGAAGUUACUCCUUGUUCCAUGCCAGGGACUGGAUUCUGUGAACGCGUAUACCAACUCGGCGGUGGCUUUAUAG